GAUACCAAGUCAUUUAGUGUAUAAAAAUCGCAUAGAAGACAUCGAAGAUAUUGAAAUCUCCGUCAAGAGAAGCAAAAAAAAGAAAUCAGAAUUACCGAUACCGAUGGAUUCUUCGAAAAAUUAUCGAGAUUUUUCGCCUACAUUUGUUUGGCAUGAGGAUCAUAAUUCUCGUGUUCUUACUGUCCCCCUUAAAGAUUUUAGAAGCAGCCAACUGAAAGUCCAGGUGACAUCCACUGGAAAGUUGAGGGCCUUCGGCGAACGGAUGAUCGAAGGCAACAAGUGGCUCCGAUUCUACAAGGAGCUAGAUGUCCCCACCGAUACUGACACCGACAAGAUCUCUGCCAAGUUCGAGGAUGGCGUCCUCUACGUCAAACACCCCAAAAAACUCUCUGCCGCUGCUUCCACCAACCUACCGGAGAAGCCAACGUCCAUGCCCAAGCCCAAGCCCGAGUCCCGACCCCCGCCCGCGGCCGGGAAACCCAAAACCGAUCCCCAACCACCGGCCGAGCCUCCGAAGCCAGCGGCCUGGAAACCCAAAGCCGAUCCCCGACCACCGGCCGAGCCUCCGAAGCCAGCGGCCGGGAAACCCAAAGCCGAUCCCCGACCACCGGCCGAGCCUCCGAAGCCAGCGGCCGGGAAACCCAAAGCCGAUCCCCGACCACCGGCCGAGCCUCCGAAGCCAGCGGCCGGGAAACCCAAAGCCGAUCCCCGACCACCGGCCGAGCCUCCGAAGCCAGCGGCCGGGAAACCCAAAGCCGAUCCCCAACCACCGGCCGAGCCUCCGAAGCCAGCGGCCGAAAAAUCCACAGUCCACCUACCAACUGUUCCACAAAAUGCCCCAAACAGCCGAAAUGAGAAACGCCAAUCACAAUCAAGUAGCAAAGAAGCCCCCACUUCCCCAGGGACAACAGAUCUAAAAAAAGAAUUAGAGGAUCAGCAGAAUCUCCUAGUCGGCCCACAAACUGUCCCACAGAGACAAAAUGAGGAGCCUCAAGAACAGGCACAUGGGAAACAAACCCCCUCUCCCCAAAAGGAAAAAACAGAGGAGGAGAAGGCAAAAGCACACACAAAUCUGAAGGAAGCUAUGGAGAAGACAAGAGAUGAGGAAAGGGGGAAAGAAGUAAUUGGGUCGAAAAUGGGAGAGGGCAAAGGGAAUGGGGAAAAGGGCAGCCAUGGAAGGGAAGAGAAGGAAGGUGAAGUUGCAGAGGAGAGGAGGAGGAGGAGUGAGGGAACGGUGGAAGAGAGUUUCCUGUGGAGAAGAAGAGAAGGGUACAAACAGGUUAUUGAUGGGGUGGUGAAGGAAUUAAGGAAAACUAUGGUGACUUUGGUUUUGGGUAUUGCUGUUCUCGUGAUUCUGUAUCUGAAAGUUACAAACAAAGGUCAUGUGGAUGAAGAAUUGUGAAGAACCAGUCAUGAAGGUCUUGUUCAUAAGUGAACAACUCAAAUAUGUCAAAUUGUUUAUUCAAAAUGAUGGAAAUAAAAUUGCCAUAUUUACAAUUA
Messenger RNA from Cucurbita maxima (winter squash), 1500 nucleotides. RefSeq names its product extensin-like. The record is from RefSeq and is a predicted model, not a curated record. The transcript has 2 exons. NCBI's taxonomy places the organism in Eukaryota, Viridiplantae, Streptophyta, Magnoliopsida, Cucurbitales, Cucurbitaceae. The coding region runs from base 104 to 1402 and encodes 432 amino acids.